Exophiala dermatitidis NIH/UT8656 is the source of this 288-nucleotide messenger RNA. RefSeq lists its product as uncharacterized. The transcript has a single exon. Bases 1 to 288 code for a protein of 95 amino acids. Lineage: Eukaryota; Fungi; Ascomycota; Eurotiomycetes; Chaetothyriales; Herpotrichiellaceae. The record is from RefSeq and is a predicted model, not a curated record.
AUGUCUGACAAAGGAGUCGCACCCGAUUCUCACUCUGCCCUCUUCGGUCUCGAAGGGAAACGACCCUCGAGCACACCGGGCGCCGGCGCCGGGUCAGGAAUCAUUGGCACGAGCGGACAUACUGGAUCGGCAAACAAAGGCAGCGUGGCCGGAGUCUCUGACAAAGGCAAUGCGCAAUCCACCACAGCGGGCAUCCAACAUGGUGGAAAUAGCAGUGCUGCUCCUGGCUCAGGCGGGGAGACAUUGACUCCAAGUCAAGGAACGGGAGAGAUACCUCCCAAGGCAUGA